Aspergillus chevalieri is the source of this 2142-nucleotide messenger RNA. RefSeq lists its product as uncharacterized. Gene Ontology annotation, molecular function: carboxypeptidase activity. The coding region runs from base 1 to 2142 and encodes 713 amino acids. NCBI's taxonomy places the organism in Eukaryota, Fungi, Ascomycota, Eurotiomycetes, Eurotiales, Aspergillaceae. The record is from RefSeq and is a predicted model, not a curated record. The transcript is spliced from 3 exons.
AUGAUGAGACGAGUCCUCGAUGCUGCCUCCCGGGGCAAUAGGCUAAAGGCCAUCCUCGUAUCUUCUUGCAUUGCAUGUUUGCUCUGGCUAUCCAUAUACCAUCACCCUACUCAGCUCUUAAAGAAGUCUCAAAUUGCGCAUCGCUCAUCCCGAGCACAGCCUCCCUGGGAUGAGCCAUUCGCCCUCGAGGAAUUCCUACUCACCGUCCCAGACCCCGCCAAAACCCGAGAAUGGAGCAUCUACUACACCUCUGGACCGCAUUACUUGAGCCUUGGCCUUCCUCAAAGUCUCUGGACCCAGAACAAAUGGCAAGAAUUUGGCGUCGACGCGUACAUCAAGGAGUACCCUGUCGAUAACCCUGGUUACCCCUUCACCGUGCCCAAGCAUAGCCGUCUUGCUCUCCUGGAUCGGGAUGCAGGAGGACACGUGCUCUAUGAGGCGAGCCUCGUUGAGAACUCCACGGACGUGAAUCUCCUCAGCGGGGAGGCCGUAAUCGUGCCCCCGUUUUUGAGUUUUUCGCCAAGCUGCAACCUCAACGCGUCUGUAGUGUAUGCGAAUUUUGGGACAGAGAAAGACUUUGAAGAUCUGUCCCGCAUAAAUAUCAACGUCACAGGGAGAUUGGCCCUUAUCAAAGCCGGCAAGGCACAAGGUGCCCUUUUGGAAGAUAUUUUUCUCAAAACGGGCCUGGCGGGGUACAUCACCUACCCAGACCCCCAGCAGGAUGGGGAAUUUACUGAAGACAAUGGUUAUAUGCCGUACCCAGAUGGCCCAGCUCGAGCACCAGCAAGUGUCUUUCGGCAGAGUGGACCUCACACUCAUCCAAAUGAAUCAUCCACCGACCCAAUAAAAAUACUGCCAAUCUCAUACGCAGAUGCAAUCCCAAUCUUGCGAGCUCUCAACGGCCACGGGCCUCGAGCUGACGAAUUAGGAGAUUCGUGGAAGGGCGGCCGGCUGGGCUACCGUGGUGUCGAAUAUAACGUUGGCCCCACACCAUCCAACAUCACACUGAACAUGCACAUUGAAAUGGAAGAGAGCCAGGUCAUAGCCUACGACGUGGUCGGCACCAUCAAAGGCGAGAUUGAAGACGUAGUGGUUAUCGGCAACCACCGCGACGCAUGGGGCGCUGGCGCCGCAGAUCCAAACAGCGGUUCCGCGAUCCUGAACGAACUUGUUCGAGGUUUUGGCCUAGCCGUCCAGCUUGGCUGGCGGCCCCUCCGAACCCUCGUCUUCAUUAGUUGGGACGGCCACGAGAUGGGCUUCUGGGGCUCCAUGCCAUGGGUGCAGGAGAAUCUCCCCUGGUUAUGCAACCGAACAGUAGCCUACGUGGAAGCACCAAAUGCCGUCUCGGGCCGCCAUUACUUCACCAAAGCCAGUCCUCUCUUGGGAUCACUUUUCCGCGAAGUCACAGCACAGAUCCCGUCUCCCAAUCAGACUAUACCCGGCCAAUCGGUACUGGACCUCUGGGGUGGCUCGCUGGGGCCGCAGGGCGGCGGUGACGCCGCGAUGUUUGUACGCCAGUGCAUCACCACAGGAGACUUUGGCUUCGAGCAGGGAGAGCACGAUCCUGUGUUCCAUUGGCACAGCAGCUUUGACACGGUAGCUUGGAUGGACCAGUUUGGAGACCCUGGGUUCCAUUAUCACAUGGCGGCUGCGCGAAUUUGGGCUUUGCUGACGGCGCGAUUGGUGGAUAGUCCCGUACUCCCGUUCAACGUGACUGAGUAUGCUGUCACUCUGCGACAGUAUAUUGACCUUAUUGAGGAACAGAUGGAUGAAACUUUUGGGUCUGAUCUCAGUUUUGAAACGCUGUAUGAUGCUCUGUCAAGACUUCAUCCUGUCGCUGUAAAGUUCGAUACACUCGCCGCGGAGCUUCGGGAAUCGGGGAGUACGGCAUUCGACCACGAAGUCAAAAUCGUGAAUGGCAAGUAUCGCAUGUUCGAGCGCCAAUUCUACAGAGAGGAGGGCAACGGGGUGGUACAGAGUAACAAGAAUAUUGUCUUCCAGGAUAGUUCAUACAAGCUCAAUAAGCCUGGAUUUGCGGGGCUGGCAAACAGCGUCGAGUCGGGGGAUUUGGAUGGCACUGAGGAAUGGUUGGGUAUUAUUCAAUCCAAGAUAGAGGUUGCAAUCGACCUUUUGGAAGGGUAG